Messenger RNA from Acaromyces ingoldii, 2611 nucleotides. RefSeq names its product putative NADPH-cytochrome P450 reductase. The coding region runs from base 287 to 2449 and encodes 720 amino acids. The transcript is spliced from 5 exons. Gene Ontology annotation, cellular component: cytosol. Lineage: Eukaryota; Fungi; Basidiomycota; Exobasidiomycetes; Exobasidiales; Cryptobasidiaceae. Gene Ontology annotation, molecular function: FMN binding; NADPH-hemoprotein reductase activity; flavin adenine dinucleotide binding. The record is from RefSeq and is a predicted model, not a curated record.
GAGGAAGGACUGCGUUAGCGGUAAACGCGGGCAGCCUUCUCGCACGACGAGAAAAUGACCGAUCUGGCUCUUCGUCAGCUUUCACCGCUCCCGACCACGUCAGCAGCCUCAUAUCCGAGACCAUAAAAGUCAAGGGAGGACCGCCCUUCCUUUACCCCACAAUCCUUGCCCCCAUCAGAUUGCAACAAAUCGCCGCAGCAGACAGAGCUAGUCGACAUUCCUUUGUGUCUGUGAGCGAGGGAAAGAUCAAUUUUGUCGCUCUACCUUCUCGUCAACGCUUUCCACGAUGGUAUCAACGACUGACCUCAUCAUCCUCGGCCUCGGAGGCGCCCUGGCUGUCCUAUAUCUGUACCGGGACUCGAUCUUCGGAGGCAAGUCUGGCGAAGCAUCGUCCAAGCUAGCCAAUGGAUUCGGCAAUGGCGGCGGCGAAGAGGAAGGUAGCAACGACUUUGUCAGCAAGUUGACAUCCCAGAAUAAACGCAUCGUCAUCUUUUACGGAUCUCAGACUGGCACAGCCGAAGAGUACGCGGUCAAGAUUGCCAAGGAAGCCAAGUCUCGAUUCGGCACUUCGUCGCUCGUGUGUGACCUCGAAGAGUACGAAUACGAAAAGCUCGAUGCCCUGCCCGACAAUGCCGUCUGCAUCUUUGUCAUGGCCACCUAUGGCGAAGGCGAGCCCACCGACAAUGCCGUCGGAUUUAUGGAGUUCAUCAAGGAGGAGGACGUCUCCUUUUCUCAGGGCGACCGCCUGGACAACCUCAAGUACGUCAUCUUUGGCCUCGGGAACCGCACCUACGAACAUUACAACGCCAUCGGACGCGACCUCGAUGCCCGCCUCGAAGCGCUGGGUGCCCAUCGUAUUGGAGAGCGAGGCGAAGGCGAUGACGACAAGAGCAUGGAAGAGGACUACCUCGCUUGGAAGGACGGCAUGUUUGAGACCCUCGCAAAGGAAGCCGGCUUCGAAGAGGGCGGUGGCGGCGAGGUUCAGGACUUCAAUGUCACUGAACUCGAGCAUCCCGACGAUGACAAGAAAGUCUACAAGGGCGAGCUCUCUGCUCGUGCCCUGUUGGGAACCAAGGGUAUCCAUGACGCCAAGAACCCCUUCGCUGCGCCCGUCAAAGUGGCCAGGGAGCUCUUUAGCGUCAGCGGCGAACGGUCCUGUGUCCACGUCGAAUUUGACAUUGAAGGCAGCGGCAUCUCUUACCAGCAUGGUGACCACGUUGCAGUCUGGGCCAACAACCCCGACAGGGAUGUCGAGCGGAUCCUCGGCGUGCUGGGCUUGAGUGAGAAGCGAAACACUGUCAUCGAAGUGGAAAGCCUGGACCCGACGCUGGCAAAGGUGCCAUUCCCCGUUCCUACUACGUACGAAGCCGUGUUCCGCCACUAUCUCGACAUUUCUGCCCAUGCUUCGCGUCAGGCUCUCAACAUGCUGGCCAGUUACGCUCCCACCGACGCUGCAAAGGCCGAGCUGGAAAAGAUUGGCUCGAACAAAGAUUACUUCAACGAAAAGGUGGCCAGCCGAUGCCUCAAAACAGCCGAGGUCCUUCAGGCGGUCGCCGGCGAUGACCUCCAGGCAGACCCCAGCAAGGCGACCGUGUGGAACAUUCCAUUCGACCGGAUCAUGUCCUCGAUUCCACGAUUGGGCCCACGCUACUACUCGAUUUCCUCGUCCCCGAAACUCCACCCCAAGUCGAUCCAUGUUACGGCUGUCGUGCUGCGCUACAAGCCAAAGGUGGCUGGUGGAUCGACGCCCGACGGGUAUAUUACCGGCCUGGCGACAAACUACCUGAGCCUGGUCAAGCAACAACUCAACGAGGAGUCCGAAGACCCUCGUUUCCAGACGCCAAAGUACGACCUCAAGGGACCGCGUGGUGCCUACAGCAAGGACGGCGUCAUCCGCACCCCCAUCCACGUCCGUCGCUCCAACUUCCGCUUGCCUACGUCUCCCAAGAUCCCCGUGAUCAUGAUUGGGCCUGGAACAGGUGUCGCGCCCUUCCGAUCAUUUGUCCAGGAGCGAGUAGCGUCUGCUCAAAAGUCAAAGGAAAAGAACGGGGCGGAAGCCCUGGCCGACUGGGGCAACAUCUACCUCUUCUACACGUCGAGGCGACGCAAGGAGGACUACUUGUACGAGGAAGAAUGGCCAAAGUACGGCGAAGAGCUCGGCGCAAAAUUCAGGCUCGAGACGAGCUUCAGCAGGGAAGACUACAAGAGCGAUGGAAGUAAAAAGUACGUCCAGGAUCUCCUGUGGGAGAAACGUAAAGAGCUGGCGGAAGACAUUCUGCAGCGAAAGGGCUACGUCUACGUCUGUGGUGCCACGGACAUGUCGCACGACGUCGAAAAGAUCUUUGUCAAGCUCUUGGCAGAGGCAAAGGGCGGCAGCGAAGAGGAAGGCAAGAAGGAGGUCAAGAUGCUCAAGGAUCGGAGUCGCUUCCUGCAGGAUGUCUGGAGCUAAACCCUUCCCCCUCUACCUCCCUUUGUUUCCGCUCCUUACCUCCUCGUGCAUCAGUAUUGUCGGACUGGUUCGGGAUUUAGUCUUGCCACCUCUUUCGUACUCAAAUGCUCGCUCCCCUCUAAAGAUGGCCUUCAAUAUAAAGAAUCGAUAAAGAAUCGAGGU